GGGUCUGAUUCUGUCAAAAUUUUAUCCCUACACCCUUGAUUUUAGGGUCUCUAUAUCAACCCGCCUACAUUGCAAUCAUACCCAUUACCCAUAUUCAUCUAAUCAUUCACUCUUCCCACAUUCAAGGCCAUCUUAUCCACUCAAAUUCUCGUCUCAUCAGGUGAUUGUGCAAAUAUAUAUAAAAUGGAAGUUACAGGGGGUUAAGCUAAGUUCUAUGGCCUUGGCUGAUUGGUCAAUCUUUUGGGUUAGGAGCAACUCAGAAAAUUUCGAACUUGGGGCUAUUCGGGGUGGAAGAAAGAACGGAAACUACUCUAGGAACAGAACAAUUGGCAUGGAAUUUGAAUCAGAUUGGACACGACACAAAAAGUCAUCCGCUUUUACAACUCGAGUGAUUAGUACCGCAACCUCCUGCAUGCAUUGGCCUCGUAAAAUUCCUAUAAGUGAAGGGUAUCAUGAAUUUUUGUAAUCAAGUGCUCCCCGUUUCAAUUUUUUCCGUAUUCUUUUCUUCUAAUUGGGAAGAAACAAUUGAUCAACUCUGAAGAAUUUAGUCUUUUUGCAUUUAGAUAUGCCUGAAUCUGUUUGUAGAGAGAUUGGUGUCAAAGACCCAAGUAUGUGCAUCUCCAAAUUGGUCAAGAAGACCGGUUCUUGUUUACAUUCUCAGGUUGAUGAUGAUUUCGACUGCCCGUUCCUGCCCGGGCUGCCCGAUGAUGUGGCAAAGUACUGUCUUGCCCUUGUUCCCCGCUCAUACUUCCCAACAAUGGGAGGUGUCUCAAGGAGAUGGAGGUCUUUUAUUAAGAGCAAGGAGCUUAUUAUUGUUCGGAAACUUGCUGGUUUGCUCGAGGAGUGGCUUUAUGUUUUGACUAUGGAUUCUGAAGGAGAUGGGACCCGUUGGGAGGUCUUGGAUUGUUUUGGACAUAAACGAUAUGUCCUCCCUCCGAUGCCUGGACCUGUAAAAGCGGGCUUUGGGGUUGUGGUGCUUAAUGGAAAGCUUAUGGUUAUGGCUGGUUAUUCAAUGCUUGAUGGCGUCGGGUCUGUCUCUUCUGAUAUCUACCAAUAUGAUUCUUGCCUUAACAGCUGGAGCAAGAUCGCAAACAUGAACAUGCCUCGGUAUGAUUUUGCUUGUGCGGAAGUCAAUGGCCUGGUUUAUGCCGUUGGAGGCUACGGGAUAGAUGGAGAGUCGUUGUCGUGUGCCGAGGUGUAUGACCCUGAAACCGACAAGUGGACGUUGAUCGAGUCACUUCGCCGGCCACGGUGGGGUUGUUUUGCAUGUGGGUUCGAGGGUAAGCUCUAUGUUAUGGGUGGACGGUCGAGUUUCACCAUUGGAAAUUCAAGGUUCGUUGACGUUUACAACCCCGAAAAACACACAUGGUGCGAGAUGAAAAACGGAUGUGUGAUGGUGACGGCUCAUGCGGUGGUGGGAAAGAAGCUGUUUUGUAUGGAAUGGAAGAACCAACGGAAACUGGCGAUAUUUAACCCGGAGGAUAACUCGUGGAAGAUGGCAUCGGUCCCAGUGAUCGGAAGUUCAAGUGUCGGAUUCCGGUUCGGAAUCAUGGAAGAUAAGUUGUUGCUUUUCUCACUGGAAGAAGAGCAGGAGGGAUUCAGCACAUUGCUGUAUGACCCAAAUGCAGCUCCUGGGUCUGAAUGGCAGACUUCAAAGAUUAAGCCCUCUGGUUUGUGUUUAUGUUGUGUUACAAUUAAGGCAUAGUGACUGAUCUUAAUUAAGGUACUUCUUUUGGAUUGUAUUUUAUAACUAUUGUAUUUGGAUUUUUGCUAAAAAAAAUUUGUUGUGGGCAUG
Cynara cardunculus var. scolymus (artichoke) is the source of this 1795-nucleotide messenger RNA. RefSeq names its product F-box/kelch-repeat protein At1g67480. The record is from RefSeq and is a predicted model, not a curated record. The transcript has 4 exons. The coding region runs from base 566 to 1705 and encodes 379 amino acids. Lineage: Eukaryota; Viridiplantae; Streptophyta; Magnoliopsida; Asterales; Asteraceae. Gene Ontology annotation, molecular function: protein binding.